CACAGCUUUCAUUCAGUGAGAGGAUUGUUUUCUCAGCAUCUAUUGUGUACAGAAUGUGCGCGGCGGAUAAACUAAACAUUCAGUUUACUGAAACUCGGGCGAUUCAUCAACGAGUACAACACAGAAUCUCCUGCGCUGCCUCUGUGUGCCGAUCUCAAGGAAAGCCCUGCUCUGAUUGGCUGUCUGAAAGCGAGAGCGUGUGAGCACUGAGGGCUGAGAGGGAGGACAACGCUGACACUACUCUUCAAACCUCUUCACAGUUGAGAAGAUGGAGGCUGCAGAAUUUCGAAGGCGAGGGAAAGAGAUGGUGGAUUACAUAGCCGAUUAUUUAGAGAAUAUUGAGAAGAGGCAGGUGUUCCCUGAUGUGGAACCUGGAUAUUUGAGAUCGUUGAUUCCCGAGGAGGCCCCGGAGGAACCAGAUAGCUAUGAGGAUGUGGUCAAAGACAUUGAGAGGGUGAUCAUGCCAGGGGUGACUCACUGGCACAGUCCGUACUUUUAUGCGUACUUCCCAUGUGCCAACUCUUUUCCCGCAAUGCUGGCAGACAUGCUGUGUGGAGCCAUUGGCUGCAUUGGAUUCUCUUGGGCUGCGAGUCCAGCCUGUACAGAGUUGGAGACUGUGAUGUUGGACUGGCUGGGUAAGAUGCUGAAGCUACCAGAUGAUUUCCUUGCUGGCAAAGAGGGCAGAGGAGGAGGAGUCAUCCAGGGCAGUGCCAGUGAAGCCACGCUCAUAGCCCUUCUUGCAGCUCGCUCUAAAGUGAUCAAACUCAUCAAGGCUGACCAACCUGACCGAUCUGAGACAGACAUCAUAUCCAAACUGAUCGCCUACUCGUCUGACCAGGCUCACUCAUCAGUGGAGAGAGCAGGGCUGAUCGCCGGAGUGAGAAUGAAGAAAAUUCCCUCAGACAGUAAGUUUGCUGUGCGAGGAGAUGCCCUGCAAAGGGCUCUGCAAGAGGACAGAAGAGCAGGACUCAUACCAGUCUAUUUUUGUGCAACGUUGGGAACGACUAAUUCCUGUGCAUUCGACUGCAUCACAGAGUUGGGCCCUAUAUGUAGAGCAGAGAAUAUCUGGAUGCACAUUGAUGCCGCAUAUGCGGGCAGUGCAUUUAUCUGUCCAGAGUUCAGGUAUCUCUUGAACGGCAUCGAGUUUGCAGAUUCUUUCAACUUCAAUCCUCAUAAAUGGCUCCUGGUCAACUUUGAUUGCUCUGCAAUGUGGGUAAAGAAUAGAUCAGACAUUAUCGGAGCCUUUAUGAUUGAGCCACUUUACCUGAAGCAUGAUCAUCAAGAGUCAGGACUCGUCACAGAUUAUAGACACUGGCAGAUUCCAUUGGGUCGUAGAUUUCGCUCGCUGAAGAUCUGGUUUGUGUUCCGCAUGUAUGGACUCAAAGGUCUGCAGGCUUACAUCCGCAAGCAUGUAGUGCUGGCCAAAGAGUUUGAGUGUUUGGUGAGAGCUGAUCAGCGCUUUGAGAUUUGUGCUGAUGUUCUGCUGGGUCUCGUAUGCUUUAGACUCAAGGGCACCAACAAUUUAAAUGAAACACUGUUGAAGCGGAUCAACAGCACACGAAAGAUUCAUCUGGUACCAUGCCAGCUGGCGGAGAAGUUUGUGCUGCGUUUCGCAAUCUGUGCCCGAACCACUGAGUCACGGCACGUUCAUGAGGCCUGGUGCCACAUCAGCCAACUGGCAUCAGAGCUGCUGCAGGAACUGCCCCACUGACCAUCAUGUGUUGAGUUUGGACCACUCCUAUGAUAGAUCGUAUGAUCUAAAUUUCUUGAAAGCAACCUGUUUGUGUGUGUGUGUGUGUGUGUAUGUGUGUGCGUGUAUGUUUGUGUGUUGUAUUACAUUUCUUAUUUCCUUUUCCUUAUUAUUCUUUACUCUUUACUUAGUCUACUAUUUUUCUAUAUACGUAUGUAGUUCAUUAGUCACUAGUUUCUGUCUAGUUAUUAUAUUCUACUUUUUUAAUGCUAUACAUUAAGUUGGAUGCUGCAUUUGUAUUGACUUCACAAGUGGAUAUGAGUCUGCUGUGGCUUCACUCUCAAGCUUCUUAAUAAUGUCAUGAGACAAUGUUGUAAAGAAGUAAUUUUCCACUGUCUGUAUUGGUAUAAUAACAAGAAUGAGCGAUGGAAGUUUAGACAUUUUAGAUGGAGUUUGAAUGAGCAUCUUAACAUAACUAUGAUUUUCUAUCCAUAGCAAACUUUGCUCAUUUUAUCACAUCAUCUCUUCAUCUCCUGCCUGCUGUUCCUUUCUCUAACAGACUUUUAAGUCUGCAAGAUAGUUAGAUCUACCCAUUUUGGCAUCAGGAGUCAAGACAGCAUGGAACAGCACUACUGUAUCAUUUUAAAUUGAUAGCAUAAUUGAUCAGAUCUAUCACAAGUUUGCAGCACUGUAAAAGUUUCAAUCUGCUAUGAUUCCUUCUCUUAUUUAUUGUUAGUGCGUUUAUGUGUGUGUGGCUAUCCCUGUAUUUGUGAGCUUGUGUUACCAAGCCUUUUCCAAAAACUGUACUGUUGUGUUCUUCACUUAAAAAUGUGUCAAAAAAUUUUGUUUGUAAGACAUAUAAUAUAUCAGAAUUUCUAUCUAUUGGAAAAAAAAGUUUACAGUUGGCUUUAUCAGAGCAAUUAUUUUCAUUUUCUUGAAUCACUUUAUUUCUGAAAAUCCAAAUCAGCCUUAUAUCUUUUUUCUUUUUCUUAAAACAAUGUACUUGACUCACUGCAUGUUCUGUGACAAGACACCUAUCCAAUCCUCUUUGAUAUACAGUUCUUGUGCCUCACCAGUAAAGACUUUUUCUCUGGUACAAAUUCAACAUUAGUAGUACUAUAUGGGUGUAUCAACAUUCUGAAUAAAUCGUGGUUCGCUCAGAAUGUUUGUCUCAUGUGUGUUGAGCAUGAUGUUAGACUUCAGUCUCACUAUGACUGAUUCCUAGACUACACAUGAAACAACCACACCCUUACUGUCGGACAAAUGAGACCCUGUAUUCACUCAAAAGAAACAGCAGUUUAAGGAUUUUCUGUAAGGUCCUAAUCCAGGUCUAGUGACGAAUCGUUCACUAAUUAUUAUUGUAUUAUCUUUCACACAGUA
Molecule: messenger RNA, 3070 nt
Organism: Triplophysa dalaica
Lineage: Eukaryota; Metazoa; Chordata; Actinopteri; Cypriniformes; Nemacheilidae
Gene: ddc
Product: dopa decarboxylase
Exons: 16
Coding region: 269-1711 (480 amino acids)
Biological process (GO): amino acid metabolic process; catecholamine metabolic process; serotonin biosynthetic process
Molecular function (GO): pyridoxal phosphate binding; aromatic-L-amino-acid decarboxylase activity
Source: RefSeq, a predicted model, not a curated record